Suillus bovinus is the source of this 1118-nucleotide messenger RNA. RefSeq lists its product as uncharacterized. The transcript has 4 exons. The record is from RefSeq and is a predicted model, not a curated record. The coding region runs from base 473 to 1075 and encodes 200 amino acids. Lineage: Eukaryota; Fungi; Basidiomycota; Agaricomycetes; Boletales; Suillaceae.
UCCAAAUUCAAGUACGAUACGACCCCUUGCAAUGGUUCGUUUGACUUCUUGACAAGUCACAUCCACGAUAUGAUGACCCUGGAGCCCAAGUUUGUGAACUAGAGAUGGUAGGCGCUUGGUGAGAUGGGACCGGCGGAAGCCUGCCUAGCCCAAAAAUAAUACGCCGCAUGUACAGGCUAAUGAUGAAAAUGCAGUGACCGGGCAAGCUGGUGACACACACCAUAGCAUAUAGCAACGCAAGUCGAAAUCCAUUGUGAGCGGGAGAACAUGCCCGCAGGGAUUUACAUUACCCUUUGUUUCAGGAUAGGCGGCGGCUGUACUAGAGACUUGGCAAGUUGCGGCUUGCCGCAUCAGCCGGCCGUGUUGAGAACCCAAUCCCAAGGUGCGAAGACGCUCGCCAUAACAGUUCAGCCUCGUCCUGUCCGACUCGUCGCUACAAGUCUGAGUCCUUCAGACGCCCCAGAGUCCGGCCAUGUCUGAAAAGAAAGCCCCAGCAAAAAGGAGGAGCAGGGCUACAAUCAAGGCCGAAGACGACACCCCAAAUUUACCAGGUCCACAACCAACUAUGAGCACCUCUCGGAAAAGAAAAGCCGCUAAUCCUCCAGCGAGAGACCCGUUAGAUCCACACACCAGCAGAGGAGAACGACGGUCUGAACUCGUCGCAGUACCUUCUCAUAUCCUCGAGCGUCAGCGCCAUCGCCGUCCACACUCCCCGUCAGAUCCCCCAUAUCGUCGCAUGCCCACUGACGUACGCCCAGCACGAAGACCUAGCGUACCAAACAUCACCCCACGACCACCACCGCGAUCACGGAAAUUGAGCAUGCCAGGCCCUGAACGCAACAUGUUGCAGCAUGCCUGGCAUACUGUCAUGACUACCGAUCCUCUUGUUGACUCGGAUGAGGAAUGCUACGAUGGUCACGUUCGAACAGACUAUAUCAAGAGAAUGCAGGUCAUCUCUCGCCUAAGGGGCAGGCCACCAACUCCCGAAGGAGAAGAUCCUGCGUGUGGAACUCCAAUGACCGUACGGUCAUCACACUUUGAGGCCCAUACGGGACGUGUACCCUCUGUAUUCUGAAAGCUUAGAAUUGAUAGAUUGCAUCAUGUACUAUACUGUCUAC